Messenger RNA from Exophiala viscosa, 1800 nucleotides. RefSeq lists its product as uncharacterized. The record is from RefSeq and is a predicted model, not a curated record. The coding region runs from base 138 to 1598 and encodes 486 amino acids. Lineage: Eukaryota; Fungi; Ascomycota; Eurotiomycetes; Chaetothyriales; Herpotrichiellaceae. The transcript is spliced from 5 exons.
CACGCACCCAUGACAGAAAGAGCAGUGAAGAUACAUGUAAAGCACUUUGAGAAGUCUAGUACCGUGGACACCCUGGACUGGACAAGACCGGACUUUCACCGCACACCCACAUCACGUCCAAAGCGAUCAGAACGGCGAUGAUGUUAUCGCAUGAGCAGUGCCAGUUCUUCCGCGAACAUGGUUAUCUGAUUUUUCGCGAUGUGCUUUCGCCCGAAGAGACCACCGAUCUCAGGGGUUGGGCUCAAGAAGUACACGACUGGCCAACAAAUGAGGACUCUCCAUGGAUGCCAUACGAGGAAAUCAACGAUAAGGGCAAGAAGGUCUUGUGCCGCACAGAAAACUAUGCCAACUCGCACUCCGGGUUCAAUGGACUCCUCCGUGGAUCGAAAUUUCUGAGUCUGCUCGGCGAGUUGGCCGGUGAAGAAAUGUCACUGUUUAAGGAAAAGAUCAAUUAUAAACUUGCGGGAAGUGGUGGGUUUGCACCCCACGUCGACUCGACGGCGUACACCCACAUCAAGAACGUCAAGCAUUUAACAAUAUUGCUUGCUGUCGAUCCAUCCAACAUGUCGAAUGGAGGGCUAGAAGUCGUGGAUGGUAGCCAUGACAUGGAUGUUCCGGUUGGAAAAGACAACUGCAUCGAGCCAGAAUGGGUCAAGAAUCAAAAGUGGACGCCGGUAACCUUGGAGGCAGGACAAUUGCUCGCCUUUGGGUCGUACCUGGCCCAUAGGAGCGGUGCCAACCAUAGUAACGUUGACCGGAAGGCGAUCUAUGCCACGUACAACUGUGCUCGAGAAGGCGACCUCCAUGACGAGUAUUAUGCACACCGGAAGGUGAUCUGGCCUCCAAUGCAGCUCAGAAAGCAAGGCAACCAGUACGAAGAGGGCGCCCUGAGAUAUGGGUUUGGCAGCCCGAUGUUGAGUGUAGACGCUGGAAAACAGCUUGAGUUCGACGGAGAGAAACCGUCCCCUCAGAAUGCGAAGGCCGCCGAGACUGCGUUAGCUAUCAUCGACAUCCUUCGCUCGUAUGGUCAAAGCGACUAUAUUGGAGAACCCGUCUCACAGAUCGAACACUCGCUACAGUGUGCAAACCUCGCCGCAAAGAAUUCUGCAGACUCCCAGACGGUCGUUGCUGCACUGCUUCAUGACAUUGGCCAAAUCAUGCCCGCGGCAGAGGCAGAAAAGCUUCUGGGUGGCCGCAAGGUUCAGGAUAUGCGCCAGGAGGGCACCGACACCAAAGAUUCGGGAUCGACUAACAGUGUAGGACGCAUCUCUCAUGAAACCUUGGGUGCUCAGUACCUGCUUGCACUGGGUUUUCCGUCAAAAGUCGCUGAGCUUGUUGAGGCGCAUGUGCCUGCUAAGAGAUACCUUUGUGCCACGGAGAAAGGUUAUUAUGAUACCUUGAGCGAGGCUAGCAAGGAGAGUCUGAUAUUUCAAGGAGGUCCAAUGAGUCAAGAGGAGGUGCGCCAAUGGCAGGGGGAUAAAUGGGCAGCCGAGAAGGCCAACUUGCGGAGAUGGGAUGAUGGCGCGAAGGUAGUAGGUUUGGACGUCCCAGGCGUUGAGACUUAUCGACCUGCGCUGGAACAAGUUCUGAUUUCAUAGUGCGAAACGAUGUGAUACUGAAAUCGAAGCAACUUGUCAUCGAGACCUGAAGCUGCUACGAGGGAAAAGCCUGUCUUAAUACUCAGGAAGGCUGCUUGACAAGGGGCGUUCAGGAGGCUCAGCCGGCUCGUGACCACUAAAGCAGCAACACAAUUGUUUUCAGAACCUCGGCGCGCUGGCUAGUGAUCGCAGCGAUCUUGAC